CAGAACAGGUGGGGCUGCUUAUUUGGGGCCAGUCACCAGGCACAGCAACGCUGAAACCACAGGAUGAGCUCUUCUUGGCUGUCCAGAGAUGUCUUCCAGAUGUUCCCCCUGGUUGCAGCACUAUGCCUGACCUGCUUGCUGUUGAAAAUUAUUCAAAUGUAUUGGAGGAAGCAGGAAAUUGAAAAGGCCUUAGGCAGCUUCCCCGGUGCACCCACACAUUGGCUCUACGGUCACAUCAAACUGAUUCAGCAAGAGCAAGAACUGGACACCACAGAAUCCUGGGGACAGAAAUACCCGAACUGUCACCAACUCUGGUUUGGGCCUUUCUUGGGCUUCUUGCAGAUCAACCACCCUGACUACGCAAAGUCUGUCUUUAGCAGAGGAGAUCCUAAGGCUCUCGAGACUUACAACUUUCUACUUCCAUGGAUUGGACAAGGAUUGCUGAUUUUAGAUGGGUCCAGAUGGUUCCAGCAUCGGAGGCUGCUGACACCUGGGUUUCACUAUGAUGUCUUGAAACCUUAUGUGACCCUAAUGGCAGACUCUGUCCAAGAGAUGUUGGACAAAUGGGAGCAGCUGAUCACACAGGACAAGUCAGUGGAGAUCUUCCAGCACAUCACCUUGAUGACUCUAGACAGCAUCAUGAAAUGUGCCUUCAGUUACCAGAGCAACUGCCAGACCAACAGUGACAAUAAGUACAUCCAAACGAUCCUCAAUCUCAGCCACAUGGUGUAUCAGAGAAUCCAGAAUCCUCUGCAUCACAGCGAUCUCAUUUACUGGCUCAGUUCUCAAGGACGUCAUUUCAAUAAGGCCUGCAAAUUAUCCCACCUCCAUACAGAUAAAGUGAUCAGAGAAAGGAAGGAGGCCCUCAAGGAUGAGCGAGUGCUGGAGGAGAUCCUGAAGAAGAGGCAUCUGGACUUCCUGGAUAUUCUCCUCUGUGCUAAGGAUGAAAAUGGAAAUGGAUUAUCCGAUGAAGACCUACGUGCCGAGGUGGACACAUUCAUGUUUGAAGGUCAUGAUACCACAGCCAGCGGGAUCUCCUGGCUCCUCUACUGCAUGGCCAUGCACCCUGAGCACCAGCAGAGAUGCAGGGAAGAGAUCCAGGAGAUCCUGGGAGAUCGGGACACAGUUCAGUGGGAAGACCUUGGGAAGAUGACUUACACCACCAUGUGCAUCAAGGAGAGCCUUCGUCUUUACCCUCCAGUACUACAAGUCGGCCGAAAACUCAGCACUCCUGUCAAAUUUGAUGAUGGACGGACCUUACCAAAAGGCUGUCUGGUCUCACUGACUAUUUUUGGUCUUCACAGAAACCCCACAGUCUGGGACAAUCCAGAGGUCUUUGACCCUUCACGGUUCUUGCCAGAAAACUCAGCUAGCCGCCAUCCCUACGCUUUCCUGCCUUUCGCAGCUGGGCCCAGGAACUGCAUUGGGCAGCAGUUUGCCAUGAACGAGAUGAAAGUGUCUCUUGCCCUGACUCUGCUCCGCUUUGAACUCUCACCUGAUCCAGACAAACCGCCCAUCAAAAUACCUCAGAUCAUCCUACGCUCCAAAAAUGGGAUUUAUCUGCACCUGAGGAAACUUUACUGACGUGUACAUUAGCUGCCCUGGAGUGUGAUACAGAACGGAGGUUGAUCUGAGCUGGGCGUGGAAGAAAAUUUCUGUUUUUCAGGAAAGUCUUCAAUUUUGCUUUUUAUUACUAUUAAUAUUCUUCUAAAUCAAAAUGAAAAUGAAGCCUUUUGAAAAUAUCCUGCAAAACAGAAUCUUUAAAGCGACAUAAUUUGGUCUUUAACAUCGCCUAUUAUGCGAGUUAUUUUCUUGACAAAGGGUGCAUCUACAUGUACAAUGAAUGUGCAGAAAGCUUACUGCA
Molecule: messenger RNA, 1864 nt
Organism: Alligator sinensis (Chinese alligator)
Lineage: Eukaryota; Metazoa; Chordata; Crocodylia; Alligatoridae
Product: cytochrome P450 4B1-like
Exons: 12
Coding region: 64-1584 (506 amino acids)
Molecular function (GO): iron ion binding; heme binding; oxidoreductase activity, acting on paired donors, with incorporation or reduction of molecular oxygen
Source: RefSeq, a predicted model, not a curated record